UCUUUCUCUCUUUCUUUCUUUCUCUUUCUUUCUUUUCUUUCUUUCUCUCUUUCUCUCUCUCUCUUUCUUUCUUUCUUUCUGUCUGUCUGUCUUCCGGUCUCUCAGCAUUUCUUGUGUAAAAGGCAUCAGAACAGGAGAUGGAAUAAUCCUCAACUCUUUCUGAGUGCUUUUCUGGGACUUGUUUCUUGUGGACCUUUCGACUGGACUGGAUCGUGUUUAGUUAACUAGCCUGAGGGUGUACUUUACCUGCUAUUUAUUUAAAUGUUGAUUUUCCAGUUUCAAUUUUAAUGUCAGUUCAGUAUUCCCUAAGUCUAUAAGCUAUAACUGUUUUAAACUUUAAAAAUCUCUCCAUCUUUAUGUAUGUUGUUUUUCUUGUUUUUUUAAAAAAAAUUGUUCUAUGCAAAUUGUGUUCCAAGUGGAGAAUUCAGUUAUUGAGUUUGUUUGCAUGAGUGGAGUACAUAUUAUGGACUAUUCCUAGGAUUUCUGCCUUCAAAGCUUAAAGAAAUGCUUUUCUAUGGUGUUUUUUUCAUAUAAUAGAUAAUACUGAAAGUAGCGAUUAUAGUGCGGACAAAACAUUUAAGGCUUUUUCUCUUUGUAGCUGUAUUCUUGAUAGCAUGGCAUUAAAAUAAUCUGAAUUCUUCUCUAGACUAGUCAAAAUAAUCAGAUGUUCAAAACCAGUUACUACAAGAUGCUUUGCUCAGUUUGGUGUGGCCCCAUUGAAGGGGACCUCGUUUCUAGUUCGGUGCUGAUGCACAAAUGUGUGUGGGUGUGUGUUCGGUGUCAUCAGGUUACACAGCACCCCCUGGGGAUGGAGCAUUACGGCCGGGUGAACCCCCUAGACAAUAAGUUUAACCUUUAAGUGCCCUGAAAUUCAUCUGAAAGGUUUAAUAAAAUGUCCUAAAACGAUCCUAGAUGUGUUUGCCCUCCCAGAUUGUGCGCUCUCUGCCAGCACUACGCCUGUAAAGGCAGGUCAGUCGCAGUGCCUGCUGCGAGAGAACUCAGUUCACAUGUGAAUUAGAAAGAACACAAGUUCACAUUUCAUCAGUGGAACAAGGAUUGUUCUGGAAGUGGAUUGGGCUCUAGGUGUUAGCGUUGACUGUAGGCCAUGAAGGUAACCAGUAGGAGACUGAGGACAGGACACGUGACUCCUGGGUGCCUGGGGGAAAGCGAAGCAAAGACGGACUUCGUCAUUUCAACAAAAGGGAGGUCAGGAGAAAGAAGGAAACAAGGACGCCUGGUUGGUGUGUUUAAGAACCGAUGACUAACGUCAGAUGGCGUGAGCGAGCCCAGAGCUGAGAACUAGACUCAAGGUGAGAAGUGUCUGAGGAGCACGUCCUCCUGCUCAAAGGUGUAGUUAGUAACCAUAAGCUAAUGCAUCUGUAAUGUGGAGAAAUAUGGAGACUGAUCAAAAUAGAAGCUGACAGUUCUACACAGAUGGGAGACUAAUGUGACUCUUAGCAAGACGCAAACCAAGUAGAUCAAAAGAAGAAAGGAUGUGGAAGGGUUCUCACCUGGCCCUGCUGGCAUUCGGGGCCAGAUGGUUCUUUUUCAGGGGGCGUCCUGUGCACUGUAAGAUGUCUAGCAGUGUCCCUGGCCUCUGCUCACUACGUGCCAGUAUCACAGAACCCCCUCCCUCACUGUGACAACCAGAAGUGUGUCUGGACGUUGUCAAAUGUAUCCUGGGGGCCAAAAUCACUUCUGGUUGAGAACCACUGACAUAGAGGUUUUAAAUAAUAUUGCUAAUGGAUAUGUACAGAAAUGCGUGCACAACAAACAAAACAGAUUCUCCUCAAUUACAUGGAGUGUUGAACAAAACUGGCCACAUAUUAGGCCACAAAGAAAGUAAGGUUUCAAAAAGUAGGUACUAUAGACCAGAUUCUCAGACCGCAGGGCAGCCUGGCUAGAGCCUCAGAGAGAAAGGAGAGCUAGAAGUACCUGCCUGAGCGUGUUAAGACCCCCUUCUUUGUAUCUCUUGGGUUAGAGAGGAGAUCGUUAACUACUUUGAGGCUCUCUGUUAAUGAGUGACAGGACUACACAGCACAACCUGCAGGGUGGGGCAAAAGCAGCUCUCACAAGAAAGGAGGUGUGUGGCCUUAAAUGCAUUUAUUAGAGAACAAGAAAAAUAAGUGAAUUAAGUUUUCAACUCAAGAAAUGAGGAAAAUAAAAUUAAGGCAAAUCUGUUUUUGCUUCCUGCAAAUCUGAUUAAGAAGAAACGAGAACACAGUAUUUAAAAAGGGAGGUGACUACAGAUGUGAAAUUUGGCAAAUGAGAACAUACCAGGUACAGCUUGACGGCAGUUAAUGUGAAGCGCUGCGGAUGGCUUAUGAAGAAGACUUAAGUGACCAGAAUUGACCUUGCAGGUAGGAAACUUGUACAGAACAGCAACUUUAGAUGAAGUGGAGAAGGUAGUCAAGGUUUACCUUUUUAAAAAGACACUGGGGCGAGUUAGAUCAAACUUUCAUGGAAGAGCUCAUUCCUGUGUUGUAUAGAUUGUAGCAGCCAUUCAUGAAACAAUCAUUGUGCUCCUGCUGUGUACCAGACACAGGGAGGGUGCCAGGAAUAUGAUGGUGAACGAACACAGAGCCGGCUCCUGCCUGCCUGGAAGUAGUAACGGCACAAGCUAAUCGAAGGCCUGUCCCCAUAAAUGCAAAGUGACAACUGCAGUGAGGACUGUGGGAAGGAGGCGUGUUUUGCUCUGAGAUGUGGGUCAGAGGUCAGGGCAGCCCUUCUAAGGUGGAGCUGCCCGAUGGGAACCAUCCAGGGGGACAGGAGUGGACAAGGGGACAAGGGUAGGAAGAGCAUUCCAGACAGGUGGGGACGGUGAGCUCACGGGCCUUGAGGGGUUGAGGGUGCUGAAGAGCCUGGAAGGGCCCAGUGUGACUGCAGUGCAGACGGGGGUGACCUGGGGUGGGGCGGGAGGAGAACAGGUAAGGAUGCAAUGGUGCUGAGCAGUCACACUGUGUUAAGAUUUAUGAUCUGUAUCUUGUAGGCAGUUGGAGUCCUCUGGAGGGUUUUAAGUGGGUGUGUCAUGAUCAGACCUAGGUUUCCAGAAGAAACACGCCCAUGUCCACAGAGGAACUGGUGGAAUAAACUACGCUGAGCCCACAGUGUAUGUUUCUCAGUCCGCAGCUGUGGACAGGGGUGAGGGGACUACUGACCUGCUCUGUGGCAUCUUUAGGACGUGGUGAGUGGGAAGAGUAAGGCUCAGAACUGUGAACAGAGAGGCAUGUGAACAUCUGCUUGUGAUAAAAAAGCUUAAACCCAGACUAGUUAAAAUGGGUUCCUUGUAGGAGAGGAGAGGAGAGAGGAGGGUUAUAAAUUAGGUUUCUGGACCUACCUUCUAUAGUUUUGAUUCAUGGAACUGUGUAACCGUAUGAAUGUUUUAUAUAGUUUUAAAUUAAAUUAAACCAAAUGGUGGGGGGCAGGUGGGAGUACUACCUAAAAAUUAAAAGCAAAGGGAAUCAGAAGAACCUAACUGGGCAUUGAGUUGGUGGCUUAACUGCACAGAGAAGAAUUAUUUCAAGUGACUUCGAAACAAAUUGGAUUGUACAUCUAUUCUAGUGGGAUAAAUCCUAAGGAGAAAGGAAUUACAAAGAAAUCUUAAGGUUUUUAGUUUUCAUAUUGUUAGUAGUAAUACUCAUUAUUUUGAAACUAUGUAUAUACAUAUGUAUAAAAUAUGACAAGUUGUCAUUUUACUGUUAUUAGGAACAAGAUUUUCAGGGUAAGAAAAAAGAUAUAUAGUGGGGAGGGUACAGCUCAGUGGUAGAGUGUGUGCUUAGCUUGCACGAGGUCCUGGGUUCAAUCCCCAGUACCUCCAUUAAAUAAAUAAAUAAUUAAACAAAUCUAAAUUACCCCUCCUGCAAAAAAAGAAAAAAAGAAAAACGUUAUACAAAUACUAAUUCAAAGUAGUUAAGUAAAUACCCUGUAAUCCCAAAUUUGAAUUGGAAGUAUCAGUGUUUACUUGUUUUGAAAAGAUUUUUUGAGAAAGUAUUUCCAAUCACUGUCCAUUGAAAAGGCCUAGCCAGAAAGAGAAAGAAAAAUACCAUGUGAGAUCACUCAUAUGUAGAAUCUUAAAAACAAGACAGAACAAAAAAGAACACUAAGAACUCAUCUGCAAAACAGAAACAGACUCGCAGACAUAGUAAACAAUUUUAUGGUUACUGGGGAAAGGGGGUGGGAAGGGGUAAAUUUGGAAGUUUGAGAUUUACAUAUGUUAGCCACUAUAUAUAAAAUAGAUUUUAAAAAAGUUUCUUCCGUGUAGCACAUGGAACUAUGUUCAAUAUCUUGUAAUAACCUUUAAUAAAAAAGAAUAUGAAAACGAGUACACAUGACUGGCACAUUGUGCUGCACACCAGAAAUUGACACGUUGUAACUGACUACGCUUCAAUUAAAAAAAGAAAAAGAGAAAGAAAAUGCCUGGAGACAGUGACCAGCCAGUGGCAGGAGCACACAUAGCACUUAGAUUGUGGUCUCUACCUAUCAUUUUCCAUUGUCAGGAAUCAAAACCCCCUCCUUGGAUGAAUGGCACAGACUGAGUUUGGCACAGAAAAUGAACAAGAUGAGCCUGGAGUAUCUCGUUUUACCUGAAAGCAAGGAAGCUUUCCAGACUUCCAGGGUGCGUCAGAAGCUGUAGGAGGUGACUGCAGGAUCUUGCAUUGGAAAAAGAUAGGAUAACUUGGAACAUCAGAACAUGUAUAAGUAUAUAAAAAAUGACUUAAUUUUUAAAUGUUCAAACCCAUGAGAUCAUGGUAUGCUAAAACCACCUCCCUGGUCACUAUCGGAGAACGCUAGGGAACGGGCAUAUUACCCUGAAAAUGGGUAACCAGAGGGAAGGAAGCAAGCCUUAAGAACGCCCGUCAUUUGGGACUGGUAGAUACUACUGUGUACAGAACGGUACACUUGCAACUGAGCGUCUCAUCAGUUCUCCGACAGCGGGCGAGCACAGGGGACAGAGUCCACCGGGUCAGCGCCGACUCCCUGCCCGGGCAGGAGAGGAGCCCCUUGAUGCAGAUGUGAGCAGGUCUAGGGGACAGGGUGGGUGUUCUGGGGUAUUUGGUCUGGGGAGGGCAGUCCCUCCCAGGUAAGAGCAGGGCGCCCACUCUGCCUCCCCAUCCUGCUCUGCCAGGUUUGCUCAGAGAGCCCGGCUGGUGAGAACCACCUCACAGCUGAGAGACGGGCGUGACUGGGGCUCUGUCUUCUUUGUCUGGGCCCCUGCAGGGCCUCUGCUGUGGGUUUUGUUGAGUUCAGCUGUUGGGGACGUGGCAGUGCUGCCUGGUCGCAGUUUGACACCAUAGGUGAGCAGCUGCGGCUCUUCCCGACCCUGCGGUUCAGGCCCGGUGGACUCUGAGCAGAGCCGGCAACGGCGGGCCUGGCAUUGGGCCUCGUCCCAGAGGAUGUGCGUCCAUCAGUGCGUGGACAGCAGUGACUCUCCAGCAUGGCCAGGAAGGGACUCGUCCACAGAGGGGAGGGUCAUAUCUUUUCCUUCAGUUUGGCUUUUUUUUUUUUUUAAUGAAAGUAGUAUAAAGUGUUUUCUUUUCCGUCUUGAAUGGCGGCCGACCUUCAGAGAUGCGCACAGUGGCUGAUGGGGGAGAAGCCCCCAUCUCCCGUUGUGCAGCUCUGGGAAAGAAGCCCCGAGACUCAGGAGCCCUGUGCCCCCCUCAUUUCCCAGGGGGAUCUCGCGGCCCUGGUUGCCUUCCCUGCAAGCUGGAGCUCACAGCUCCGCUGGCCGCGGGGGUGUGGCGUUACCUCUGCCCUCACUGGACACGCUCUGCUUUCUGCAGGCCCUUAUCCCGUGUCUCCACGGCCAGAAGGUAUAGCUGUGAAGUCAGGGAGUCACUUUCAAAGUCUGCCUGUUGCAGAGACGUUCACUGAGAGAAGUUGGCUUUUUCAGUGUUUGUGUGUAUGUACGUGUGUGUGUGCACGCGUGCAUGUAUAUGUGUGUGUAUGUGCAUGUGCGUGCGUGUGCACGUGGACUGGGGCCUGGAUCUCCCCCAGGAAGCCUCUUCUGCUGUUCAGUGACUGUCCGUAGGGCGGUGCUGUGGGCUGGCGGCUCCCUUCUCUACAGGCAGAGAUGAGUUCAGACACAGAGCCCAGCUGUGAGCUCUCAUCCCAGCAGCCACGUGGUGGUGGCUGGGGGAGAAAUGGGAAAUGGCCAAGGUCCCCAAGGAGAGGCAGAGGUCAAGGUGCAGAGUGAGUCCUGUGUCCAGAACGUGCCGUGUGCACAGUGAGCCUGGGUAUGAGUCUCUCCUUUAGACUCUCGGCGCUUAGACUUCACGUUGGCUGGUACUGGUCGUUGGGGAUGCGGCAGGACCGGCCCUCAGCCCUGAAGGACCGUGCACAGGGUGGAAAUGAACUGCUGAGGUGCUAUGGGCCUGCAGGGAGCCUGUGAGGGCCCCGGGGAGAUUCCUGGCCUGGGUGAGGAUGCAGUUCCCAAGCUCCCAGCUCAGAGGCCAGCUUUGGGGAGGGCGCUGGGGGGUGUCCCUUUGGCCAUCUGCACACCCGCAGUGGGGCCAGGCUGCCGGGACUUGAUCUGCAAGGAUGGUUUUGGAAGGUGGAGGACGGAGUGGGAGGGUGAGCCUGGAGCUCACGUGGUUCCUCCUGAGAUCAGGGUGUAGCGAUGAUGCCGGGGCGGAGCUGGCGGUCAGUCAAGGCAGAGGCCGUUAGGAGGGGCUCAGCGACAGGUCUGUGGACAUGUGGGGCCUCUAUCUCAAGAAUGGAGUCCCAGGGGGCCGGGAGGGCAACUCUGGUGGUGACUCCACGUGACUCAUCUCCCGGCCUGGCGCCCCCUCCCGCGCCCACGCCUCCCUCUCCCUCGACCCUCAGCUGCAUUACCACAGCUCUGUUCCCAGCAUCAGGGGCGCUACCUAGCUCUGCCCUCGUCCCGUGGGCCGUGCCGGGUCCUUGAUCUUCCUCCCCCCGGGAGGUCUCCCGCAGCCUUGUGGCUUUACCUGACUGCCCCGUGUCCUGGGGCUGCUGUGACUAUGUCCUAAAAGCAGCGGCUGGAUGGAAACCACACAAAUGUGUCUCUCACUGCUCUGGUGGCCAGACCUGAAGUCAGGGUGCCGCAGGGCCACACUGCCUCUGAAGGCUCGAGCGAAGGGUCCUUCCUGCCGCUUCCGGCUUCUGGGGCUCCGGCUGUCCCUGGCGUGUGGCACCUCUCCCGUCUCUGCCUCUGGUUCACACAGAGUCACACGGCCGUCCCCUCAGUGCCCCUGAGAGCUGCUUCUCCCGCCCCCACCCCGGUUUUAAGGGCAUCCCUCUUGAGAGCUUUAACGUGGUUGUUGUGUCUGUAGAGACCCUGUUUCUCAGUAAGGUCCUGUUUGCGAGGAUGGGGAUGCCUUGGAGGGCACAGUUGGACCUCUGCACAUGCCAGCCACGCACUGAUGAUUACUGGUCUGCAGAAACUGCUCCUCACAGUCUGCUCCGCUUCGGGACAUGCGGCUCUGCUCUGCCAGUUGCUCAGAUGCAAGUAGUAACAGAGUUAAAAACCGAGCAAGACCCCAAUUGCUCUGAACCAGAUGUGGAAGGAGUGAGCCCUCCCCCCGUGGGGUCCCAGACACCGAUGGAUGCAGACAAGCAGGCCAUUUAUAGGCAUCCACUAUUUCCAUUAUUAGCUUUGUUGUUUGAAAAAUGCGAGCAGUCUACCCAGGGCUCGGAAGGCAGCACAUCUGCCAGCUUUGACGUGGACAUUGAGAAUUUCGUAAGGAAACAAGAGAAGGAAGGAAAACCCUUCUUUUGUGAAGAUCCAGAAACUGACAAUUUAAUGGUGAAAGCAAUCCAGGUUUUGCGUAUUCAUCUCCUUGAGCUGGAGAAGGUUAAUGAACUCUGCAAAGAUUUCUGCAGUCGAUAUAUUGCUUGUCUAAAAACGAAAAUGAACAGUGAAACCCUCCUGAGUGGGGAACCCGGAAGCCCAUACUCUCCCGUCCAGUCCCAGCAGAUUCAAAGUGCCAUCACGGGCACUCUCAGCCCCCAAGGAAUCGUGGUGCCGGCGUCCGCGCUGCAACAGGGGAACGUAACCAUGGCAACAGUGGCAGGUGGCACAGUCUACCAGCCUGUCACAGUCGUCACUCCCCAAGGCCAGGUGGUGACCCAGGCAUUGUCGCCUGGCACGAUCAGGAUCCAGAACUCCCAGCUUCAGUUACAGUUAAACCAAGAUCUAAGCAUCUUGCAUCAAGAUGAUGGCUCAUCUAAGAACAAAAGGGGAGUCCUGCCGAAGCACGCCACAAACGUGAUGCGGUCUUGGCUGUUCCAGCACAUCGGGCAUCCCUACCCGACAGAAGAUGAGAAAAAACAGAUUGCUGCUCAGACAAAUUUGACACUACUCCAAGUUAACAACUGGUUCAUCAACGCGCGGAGACGCAUUCUGCAGCCCAUGCUGGAUUCUAGUUGUUCAGAAACUCCGAAAACAAAGAAAAAAACCGCUCAGAACAGGCCCGUUCAGAGGUUUUGGCCCGACUCCAUCGCCUCAGGAGCCGCGCAGCCGGCGACCAGCGAGCUCACCAUGUCGGAAGGAGCCGUUGUGACGAUCACCACACCCGUGAGCAUGAACGUGGACAGCCUGCAGUCCCUGUCCUCAGACGGGGCCACACUGGCGGUGCAGCAGGUGAUGAUGGCCGAGCAGAGCGAGGACGAGUCGGUGGAUAGCACGGGGGACGGCACAGCGGCACUGGCACCUGGCCACAUCGGCGGGCUGGUCCUGGAGAACAGCGACUCCCUGCAGUAGGGCCAUGGCCGCCCGUGCAGACGGCCUGACUUUUUAUAGUUUGCACAGCAAACAUUUUACACAGUUUUAUUGCUAACAUGUUUUAUAUGUAGGUCUAGAAGAGUGCACUUUUGUACUUCAUAGUGAGCUCGGCCGGUGCAGCGACUUCUUUCAAGGUGUGUGUGUGCUUGUGUGUGUGUGUGUGUGUGUUUUUAAGGAAAUUCUUUAAAGGUUUAACGCUAAAAAUGUGAUGAAUGACAACUCCCCCCACGAACCCCCAAUUGGAUUGAAGACUAGUGCUGCCAUGUUCUAAAAAAUCAUGCAGUUUUAACUUAGUUCUGUGGUUCAAGCCGGUCUCAGCGGGCUAAUUUCUUUGCGAAGCCCAUGGAUUUGAAAGAAGCUUCUGCACCUUAAACGGCCAGUGCGAGGUGUCGGCGACACAGUAAGCGGAGUGUGGCCUGGCGGUGAGCGUACAGCAGCUGAAACACGGCUGCGCGCGUCCCUGACCCUGUGUCGUUUGCUACGUGUGAAAAGAAACGCCUAUUUUUACCUUGCUGGAAUUAUUGGAUAAAAAGCUAUUUUUAUAAAUUCGUUAUGAAUUGGAUUAUGACUAUGUCGAGGAUACAGUUUCUAGGGAGGAAACAGUACAUGCGUACUGUCUCAAUUUGGAAUGCUCUGAGUUGUCCAAAUUUAAUGAUCCUGCCCAAAGUUAGCUAACACUCCAUGGUUCUCUGCUAUCCCAGGGUGGUAAUUUACACUUACUACUAUAAAAGAAACAACUAUUUAAUGAAAUUUUGAUAUCUUCAAAUUUUAGUUUAUAUGUAAAUGCUCAGAUUGCAUUUUACACUGAUCUAAACAUAUAUCUAAAGGUAUUUGCUAAGUAGGACUUAGGGAAGUGAAAUGGUAGCUGGUAAUCAAUUAAAAGCUCUUACCAACAUAUUUCAGUCUAAGUUAAAUUUGACUACAGUUAAGUGGUCAGUACACCAUGUUAGCUGAGUAUCGUUUUAGAAUUUUUUUAGCCAGCCAUAUGUUAUGCAUAGAACGUUCAUUAUAAACUGAAACGCCCUCUGUCCCAUCGGCUCAGAGCUGGGCUAGGUACAGACACUCGGCUUCGUGGCGUAAUUCCAGAUACCUGCUGAGGGGCGGGGACGGGCGGGAGCUCCUGCCGCUGGAGCCACGCCGGCCGCUGGGCCCGUGUCGGUGUUUUCUCCCCUACGCUGCUGCACCGGGCCUUCCAGAGCCUUCUUGUCUGACUCGAUCACAUCAGAUCUGGAAUCAUUUUAGGGCUUCUGAUUCCUGGUGACAAGACGAACCAAAAGAAUGAACUGGGUUUUGCUUACUUGGAUUUUGCUUUGUUUUCUUUGGUUUACUUUCAAGUGGGGCUUUCAGAGAGAAAACAGGCCACCUGUUUCACGGAGGAUGCCUUUACAUAACAGCUAAUGGGGCCCCCAGAGCUCAGUGCGCCUGCAGCCGGGUCUCCCGCAGGAAGGGCGUCGGGUCCUGCAGUGCUGCCGUGGUGGCGGUUAGGGACGGCGGCUGCACUGGAGGAUAGUUUAAGCUAGGGCAGAUUUUUUUUUUUCUGGAACUGACUUUUCUCCUCAAAAGUAUUAAUAAUUAAAGUUAGUCAUGGAGAAUACUUCCUGGAUAACUUAGACGGAAGCAAGAACUACAAAGAAAUUUCUUUUAAAAUAUUUCAGGAGCUUUAAAAGAAAAACUUGAUUAUUGACUCUUUUGGGGAGAAAAUAACAUUUUUAAGCAGCUAUUACAUUCCUUAUUUAUAAACAUUUUUUGAUAUUUUAAGUCAAGUCUGCACAAGUAUAAAAGAUCUUCUUAACUUAAAUUCUGUCAUCAUUGGACUUCUUAAGACUAGGACCCGUGGAAGGUGGCCAGCCCCUCCCUGCCUCCUUCCCUCCCUCCGCUCUUUAGUUCAGGCAGUGAAUGCACUCGCAGAACGUGGACUCACGCAGGUCAGUGUUCCUGCCCCACCAGAAAUCGUGUCCCCGAGCGUGGACUGUGGGUGAGGGCUGCACAAGCCGAGUCCGUGUGGAGAUGGGGCUGCGUCCGGGACCCCUGUUGGCACCCAGUGCCGUGGCCUGUGUCUCUCCAGCUGAAGUCGGUUUUCUUAAGGCCUAAAUUCUUACUAUGUUCAGAGGAACAGCAAGAAGAUCUUUAGAGAGGGCACCUGUGGACAUAGCCUGAGGGCCCUUCACCUCUGCCCGUGAGUAACUACAGGGAUUUUAAACAACCCAGCAGGCAGAGUGCUUUGGUCCUUAAACCGCUGCCCAGCCAGUUGGUUGGCGGUUUGCGCCUCAGAAGCACCCGUUUCCCAGCGCGCGGACUUGCGAGAGUGUCUGUGAGGUCGCGACCCCACUGAGCUUGCAUUGUAAAUGAACAGAUUUGAUCCUGACUUCGCUCUUGUUAACUUCUUCCCCCGUGAAGGAUGCUCAUGAGUGCAUUUUGAGACCCCAGUGAAACACGUUGUGUGGUCCCCGGCUCGGUGUCGAGUGGGCCGCAGGCCGGGUGGGCUCCAGCUGACAUGCUGACCCGGCGCUCCGUUGUUUGAGUCCAGAUGUAAAACAGGUUAAGAGUUUAUCCGGUGUGCAAAGUAAGGUGGGCCGCGUCCCCAGCUGGCUCUCGGGCCACAGGGCCAGGCUGCUGGAAGCUCACGCCUGAGGGCUCCAGGAGUCCCUCCCCGUGACCCGCCGAUGGCCUGAUGCUCCCUGGGCGCCGGGCCGGGGAGCACUUUUUCUUUGAGACGAACUCAGACACACCCGGAGGGUGUCAGGGCCCACCUCUGGCAGUCAGUGAGAGACAACUCCGCGGCCUUGCUUUGUUUAGGUGUGUUUGGUCCAUGAACUGACAAUCUUUAAAUGUGAAUACUGUAACGAUGUUUUCUUGGAUUGUUGUCUUUGAAGGGGAUUUUUGUGAAGCAACUGAUUUAUCAAAGCAAAAAAAUUAAAGACAGAAACAUGUUUCA
Camelus dromedarius (Arabian camel) is the source of this 11678-nucleotide messenger RNA. RefSeq names its product PBX/knotted 1 homeobox 1 (gene PKNOX1). Gene Ontology annotation, molecular function: RNA polymerase II cis-regulatory region sequence-specific DNA binding. The coding region runs from base 7328 to 8722 and encodes 464 amino acids. Gene Ontology annotation, biological process: angiogenesis; regulation of transcription by RNA polymerase II. The transcript is spliced from 11 exons. Lineage: Eukaryota; Metazoa; Chordata; Mammalia; Artiodactyla; Camelidae. The record is from RefSeq and is a predicted model, not a curated record.